AUGCUCUCCUCCUACAACUCUCCCGUGGCCGUUGGCCCGACCUCUCCCAAGCUGGCGGCCUCUAGCGCAGCAGCCACCGUUGCCACGACCUCCGUCAUGGCCAACGGCGUCAACGACGUCGCGGCCUCCCAUGGCACCAACGGGUCCUCGGCGCAUAGCCGCGGCAGCAGAGUCCACCACAUCUGGCUGGUUACUGGCCCUGCUGGAUGUGGCAAGAGCACCGUCGCCGAGCACCUUGCCAACAGCCUCAACCUGCACUACGUCGAGGGCGACGAGUUCCACCCAAAGGCCAACAUUGACAAAAUGAGCAACGGCAUCCCGCUGACCGAUGCCGACCGCUGGGACUGGCUGACGGCCCUGCGCGAGGAGUCCAUGCGCCGGAUCUCCGACGGCGACGGCCGCAACGAAGUCGUCCUGACCUGCUCCGCCCUCAAGCGCAAGUACCGCGACGUCAUCCGCGUCGCGCCGUACUUCAACACGGGCGUCAGCCUGCACUUUAUCUACCUGUCUGCCGACCCGCAGGUUUUGCUCUCGCGCGUGGCCGGUCGCAAGGGCCAUUAUAUGGGUGCCAACAUGGUGCAGAGCCAGCUGGAUAUUCUGGAGCCGCCGCAAGCCGACGAGACAGAUGUCAUUUGCUUCGACGUUGACCGGCCGCUAGAUGAGGUCAAGGCCGACGUGUUGCAGAGGGUCCAGAGCAUCAUCAACGAGGACAAGGCUUGA
Messenger RNA from Sporothrix brasiliensis 5110, 720 nucleotides. RefSeq names its product gluconokinase. Gene Ontology annotation, molecular function: gluconokinase activity. Gene Ontology annotation, cellular component: cytoplasm. Lineage: Eukaryota; Fungi; Ascomycota; Sordariomycetes; Ophiostomatales; Ophiostomataceae. The transcript has a single exon. Bases 1 to 720 code for a protein of 239 amino acids. The record is from RefSeq and is a predicted model, not a curated record.